Molecule: messenger RNA, 3599 nt
Organism: Striga asiatica
Lineage: Eukaryota; Viridiplantae; Streptophyta; Magnoliopsida; Lamiales; Orobanchaceae
Source: the annotation of a GenBank genome assembly
CACGAACCCUACCUGCAUUUCCCUCAACCAAACAACCCCUUACAGGCGAGGGUCACGAAACCCCUCUUGCCGAGAUUAGUCGCCAUAUACCCUUCAAUCCAAUCCAUUUGUUUCAAACGCUAAGUUUGUUGGAAUCUACUUACAAUGGCUGCGGCAACGAUGGUCAGCUCGGCGGGUGGGCUGCUUUCAAUGCUGACUGAAAACCAUCCGGCGCUCAAGUUACACGCGCUCUCAAAUCUUAACGCUUUUGUUCACUACUUCUGGCCGGAGAUCUCGGAUUCUCUGACUAUUAUAGAAAGCUUGUAUGAAGAUGAAGAGUUUGAACAGCGGCAGCUUGCUGCUUUGCUCGUUUCAAAGUGUCCAAUGCAUAAUGCCACCACUCUGUCGGCAUUAAAAAGGAUAGCCGCAUACAACCACUUUGAAAUGGCCAUGCAUACUCCCUCUAAACUCUGUUCCACUUACACCUAUAGUGUUUUCUGUCAUCAGGUUUUCUACUAUUUGGGUGAACUUAGUGACUCAUUGACAUAUGCCUUGGGGGCCGGUUCACUAUUUGAUAUAUCUGAAGAUUCUGACUACGUUCAUACUCUGCUUGCCAAAGCAAUUGAUGAAUAUGCCAGUCUCAAGACCAAAAAAGAUGAGGCAAAAGAUUCAGCAGUGAUUGAUCCUAGACUGGAAGUAAUCGUUGAGAGAAUGCUUGAUAAGUGUAGAACAGAUGGAAAAUGUCAACAAGCAAUAGGAAUGGCCAUUGAGUGCAGACGAAUGGAUAUACUUGAGGAAACUGUUUGGAACAGUGAUAAUGUUGAUGUUCAUUUUAUUAUGAGAUAUUGCAUUGAUAUCUGUCACUCGUUUGUCAACAACAGAACAUAUCGGCGUGAGGUUAUCCGUGUUCUUAUCAAGGACUACGAGUAUCAUCCAACCCCUGAUUAUCUGUGUCUUUGUCAGGGACUUAUGUUUUUAGACGAUCACGAAUCCGUUGCUAGCAUAUUUGAGAAACUUUUGCUAUCAGAAAAUGUGGACGAUGCACUAUUGGCAUUUCAGAUAGCCUUUGAUCUUGUGGGGAAUGAGAACCAAGCCUUCCUUUUGAAGGUGGUGGAUCAGCUUCCUAGUCUUAACUCACAGUCUUCAGAACCUUUGCAAUCGUCGGAGUCUGCUCAGCCAGAUUCUUCAGCCAUUGGAAUUGUCCCAACAUCAGAGGAUGCUCAAAUGACCGAUGGAGCUCAAGCAGACAGCAACACAACGCUUAUUGACAGAAGGGAAGCAAUAUAUGAUGAGAGACUGGAAAAGCUGGAAGGAAUUUUGUCUGGAGAGACUUCAAUACGAUUGACUUUACAAUUCUUGUACAGUCAUAACAAAUCAGAUCUUCUCAUUCUUAAGACGAUAAAGCAAUCUGUUGACAUGAGAAAUAGUGUAUGCCAUAGUGCAACAGUAUUUGCGAAUGCCAUUAUGCAUGCUGGAACAACUGUCGAUACUUUUCUUAGGGAUAAUCUGGACUGGCUGAGUAGGGCUACAAAUUGGGCUAAAUUUAGUGCAACAGCAGGACUUGGUGUCAUACACAGAGGCCAUCUGAAGCAAGGAAGAUCUCUCAUGGCACCUUACUUGCCACAAGGUGGGGCUGCUGGCAGUCCAUACUCUGAAGGUGGAGCUCUGUAUGCUCUUGGUUUGAUUCACGCAAAUCACGGGGAUGGCAUCAAGAAAUUUCUGCGCGAGAGCCUUAGAAGCACUAAUGUCGAGGUUAUCCAGCAUGGGGCCUGCCUAGGUCUUGGUCUGGCAGCUAUGGGCACUGCUGACAGUGACAUUUUUGACGACAUAAAAAAUGUGCUGUACACUGACAGUGCUGUUGCCGGUGAAGCUGCUGGAAUUAGCAUGGGUUUGCUGCUGGUUGGCACUGCAAGUGAGAAGGUUGGCGAAAUGCUCGCUUAUGCACAUGAAACCCAACAUGAGAAGAUUAUUAGGGGUUUGGCCUUGGGAAUAGCACUUACAGUCUAUGGCAGAGAGGAAGAAGCCGAUGAACUGAUUGAGCAGAUGACUCGCGAUCAGGAUCCCAUAAUACGUUAUGGUGGCAUGUAUGCUUUGGCCUUGGCCUACAGAGGAACGUCCAGCAAUAAAGCCAUACGUCAGCUGCUGCACUUUGCCGUGUCAGAUGCUAGCGAUGAUGUCAGGCGGACUGCUGUUCUUGCCCUUGGGUUUGUGUUGUAUUCUGAACCUGAACAGACCCCUAGAAUUGUUUCUUUAUUGUCAGAGUCCUACAAUCCACAUGUUCGGUAUGGUGCUGCACUGGCAGUCGGGAUUUCUUGUGCGGGCACUGGCCUUAGUGAGGCCAUAUCGUUGCUGGAGCCUCUUACAUCAGAUGUUGUUGACUUUGUUCGUCAAGGUGCUCUAAUUGCAAUGGCGAUGGUGAUGAUCCAGAUCAGUGAAACUAGUGAUUCUCGUGUUGGUACUUUCAGGCACCAACUGGAAAAGAUUAUACUCGACAAGCAUGAAGACACAAUGAGCAAGAUGGGUGCAAUUUUAGCCUCCGGAAUUCUGGAUGCUGGUGGAAGGAAUGUGACCAUCAAGUUGCUUUCAAAGUCGAAACACGACAAAAUUACGGCAGUUGUUGGUCUUGCUGUGUUCAGUCAGUUUUGGUACUGGUACCCACUUAUAUAUUUCAUAAGCCUGGCAUUUUCACCAACUGCCUUCAUAGGUCUGAACUAUGACCUGAAAUUGCCAAAGUUUGACUUCCUGUCGCAUGCAAAGCCUUCAUUGUUUGAAUACCCUAAGCCUACUGUUGUGCCCACCGCUACUUCAGCUGUUAAACUACCUACAGUGGCUUUAUCGACUUCGGCAAGGGCCAAGGCAAAGGCCAGUAAAAAAGAGGCUGACAAGGCCGAGACUAAUUCUGGCAAGGCUAAAAGUGCUGACAAGGACAGUGACUCCAUGCAGGCUGAUACCACCACUACAGAGAAAAAAUCUGAACCCGAGCCAACAUUUGAAAUUCUGAGCAACCCAGCUAGAGUUGUCCCUGCCCAAGAAAAAUUCAUCAAAUUCCUCGAGGAAAGCAGAUACAUCCCAGUGACUUCGGCCAGCUCAGGAUUUGUGCUUCUGAAGGAUUUGCGUCCGAAUGAUCCUGAAGAAUUAAUUCUCACUAAUGCUCUCCCAUCAACAACAACAACGGCAUCGAAUGCCGGGCAGCAUGGAUCAUCCUCUGCUGCUGACAUGGCUGUGGAUGAUGAUGAACCUGAACCCCCGAGACCGUUUAUGUACUCAUCGUGAAUAUCUUUUUUGUUAGAUGCUCGACAGGUGUUUUUUUCCAAGCUGGCAUGGAAAUCCUUUUGCAAGAAUGUUGAAUUUUGUAACAACGCAUUGUAGAUUUUGACUAAUUUUCCCACUGUGCUCUGUAACUGGCUAGGAAGUGAGGUGGGGAACUGCAUUUUCACUGUAUCCGCGUCUGCAUUUCUUAGUGAGGCUAUGUUUGGAACUUGGAAUUGUUUGUUGAACUAUUUUGGUUUCAUUCAUAGUUUUAAGUGAACAGUGUGGUGUGGGGAAAAUCUCUUAUGCCUUAUACAUAGGACAUGUUUGUUUAUGGAAAUUUUGCAAAAAAAUUUCACAUUUUAACUCAA